Messenger RNA from Guillardia theta CCMP2712, 1494 nucleotides. RefSeq lists its product as hypothetical. The transcript has 4 exons. Gene Ontology annotation, biological process: protein secretion. NCBI's taxonomy places the organism in Eukaryota, Cryptophyceae, Pyrenomonadales, Geminigeraceae. The record is from RefSeq and is a predicted model, not a curated record. Gene Ontology annotation, molecular function: guanyl-nucleotide exchange factor activity; protein binding; GTPase activator activity. Gene Ontology annotation, cellular component: endoplasmic reticulum membrane. The coding region runs from base 1 to 1494 and encodes 497 amino acids.
AUGAAAGACGAAGCGAACAGCGCACAGCCUCUACCUCCUUUGCUUGAUAGUGCGAUUAGAGCGGUGGAGACUUGGUGGAUGGUAGCUGUGGUUUGGCUGAUCAACUUGGAGCUCUUCUGGAGAGGGGGUCUGCUGAGGGUGCUGGAGGUGCUGCUGCUGGGUGGACGUCUUACCUUAAGCCUCGUCAAGUGGGGGUCAGUUGUGCUCAUGGCCAGCUGGAUGAGCAACCGAGCGCAGCAGGCCGUCAAGCAGAGGAUCAGCCCCCCCAUGCGCACCACGCAGCUCAACUAUCCUCCCUUGUGUGUGGAGGCGGCAGGUCCCGGAAGGUUCGUGGUGGCUGGAGGAGGAGGCGAUAAGGCAAAGGGGCUGCCGAACAGAGCGACCUUGAUUGAGGAUGAUGGAGGGCAGCUGCUCGUGAAGGCCUUCGCAGCCUUCGGAUCAGACGCGGUUGAGGCGGUGGCGAUGAGCAACACGAGCAACUCGAUGCUCUGCCUGGCUGGAGGAAGCGUCACCGAGCUCUCACUCAGCAGCAUGACACCCCUGUCCUCGCAGAAGCUCGAGAUCAACAAUUCUACUGACAAGUCCGCGUGCAAGAGGCUGGCAGUGGGAUUGCAGGGGGGCUUGCUGGUGGUUUCCAACGGUUCGAAGAUCCAUUUGUACAAGAGGAGGGCAGAUGGGAAAUCUUCCUUCAAGCUGUCGUCGACGUUAGCAGGAGCAGGCAAGGCUGGCGGAGAGGAGGAGGAGAUUGUGGACCUCUCGCUCAACAAAGCAUCUUCCUUGCUCGUUUCCACCUCUCACAAGGCGAUUCGCGUGUGGGACUUGUCCAGCCACACCUGCCUUGCUCAGGCGUCGUGCGAUGAUUUCAUGACGGACAUGGAGGGCAAUGCAGUGGAACUUGCAGCUUGCCGCUUCUGCGAUGAGGGUCAGAGUGUGUGUAGCGCCAUCAACACACCGACGGGAGGGUUGGUGCUGCUUCACAGCCUCAAAGGCAAGGCGCUGGCAGUGGAGCGGCGGGUGAAGGUGACCGGAGGACGCGUGACGAGUCUUGACGUGACUGCCAACUUCCUGGUGGUGGGAACGGACAAGGGCGACAUGCUGCAGCUCAGCUGCGAUCGCCUGCGGGUCCUGCGGCGAGCAAGUCAUCACGUGAUGCCGGUGACUGGCCUCAAGGCGCUCGCACAUGGGGACGUGAUGAGCGUCGGGUUUGACAACCUCGCGGCUCUGGUGGAGUUUAGCUGUAACUCGGUGCCCUUGCUGGGGGACAGGUGGAAGAAGCUUGCACACCGCGGACAACAAAUAAUGUCGGCAGCAACCGACUGGUUUGACAUGUUGAUAGAGCUGGGGAGCAGGCGGGGACGCGUGAUGGGUCGAUCGCUGCUGUCCUCAGCUCAAAACUUUCAAGUACCUUCUGUGCAGGUGACCGAGCUGGUGGAGGCGAUGAAGGAGAAGGUGAUGAACAGCUUCUCUCGCAAGGUCGAAACCCCGCACCUCUGA